Molecule: messenger RNA, 496 nt
Organism: Didymodactylos carnosus
Lineage: Eukaryota; Metazoa; Rotifera; Eurotatoria; Philodinida; Philodinidae
Source: the annotation of a GenBank genome assembly
CCCUUUAUAGCCUUGUAAAAUGACAGAUCGACCAUCCAUUAUUUAGUUGCUACGAGUACCUCCUCUAUUGCAUAAGUUAGAUGCAACUAAUUGCAAAAUACAUUCUUUAGUAAAAAGUAGGAAAAAAGAAAAAUCUGUGAUAAAAUGAUGAAAAAAGAAAGACUGAAUUGUUUAGGUACAUCUUAUUCAAAAAAAUAAAAAUCAACGAAAAUUAAAUCAGUCAAUGGUAGUGGAAGAUCUUGAUGCUAUGACAAAAAAUGGAACGGAAGUUGAUGAAUCCAACAAUUAUCAGCCGGUUGGUACAAAUAAUCCUAAAGAUAAAAGUGUAUUUUCAAUGACAAUGGAUGAAUUAAACGAGUUUGAUCAAACGUUGAAUAACAAGAUAGAAGAGUGUCAAAACAUGAUUGUCAUGUACAAAUCAAGAAUGGCUGAAAUUGAAUCAGAAAAACGUGAAGAACCGAUUGUUAAUAAUGAUGAAGGUGGAAGAAUUUGUUGA